Molecule: messenger RNA, 1857 nt
Organism: Drosophila nasuta
Lineage: Eukaryota; Metazoa; Arthropoda; Insecta; Diptera; Drosophilidae
Product: protein I'm not dead yet 2-like
Exons: 13
Coding region: 118-1791 (557 amino acids)
Biological process (GO): succinate transport; citrate transport; transmembrane transport
Cellular component (GO): plasma membrane
Molecular function (GO): succinate transmembrane transporter activity; citrate transmembrane transporter activity
Source: RefSeq, a predicted model, not a curated record
UAUAAAUGUAACAUAAACCAAAAAUAUCCUGUUUUGAUUCGAUCAUUUCGUUUAUAAUUUUCUUGUUUGUUUAAAAUUUAAAGUUUAAUUUAUUUAUUUAUUUUUUGGUGGCUUGUGAUGGGCGACGAUAAGAAGUUACCGCCAUCAAGGAGUAUGCUUUCAUGCUGCAAAUUUCAUUGGAGAGGAAAAGUUUCAAUUCUUGCACCCUUGAUAACUCUGCCGAUUUUAAUCCAUGGACUUCAGCAUAACCGACCUGAGUUUAAAUGCAUUUAUUUAAUUGUCGUGAUGGCCAUAUAUUGGAUAACAGAAUGUCUACCUCUAUAUGUUACAUCUCUAUUUCCUGUAAUUUUUUUGCCUCUGUUUGGAAUCUUGUCAUCAGAAAGAACUUGCAGUUUGUUUUUUACAAACACUUUGGUAAUGUUUAUAGGUGGACUGGUUUUGGCUCUGGCUAUAGAAUAUUCUAAUUUGCACAAACGUAUUGCUCUGGGUACCAUUUUAUUAGUUGGUUGCAGUCCUCGACGAUUGCACUUUGGUCUGAUUAUUGUCACUAGUUUUUUAUCUAUGUGGAUUUCCAAUUCAGCAUGUACGGCAAUGAUGUGUCCUAUUGUAAAAGCCAUUUUAAACGAAAUGGAAGCACAAAAGAUUUUUACAGUAUACAUGACACAAGAGGAGGAGCCAGUUGAGGAAGGCGAGCCUCGUCAUCCCUCCAAAAUCUCGAUGGCAUUUUAUUUUGGCACCGCAUAUGCUUCUUCAAUUGGAGGCGUUGGUACUCUGAUUGGGACGGGAACAAAUCUGACAUUUAAGGGCAUUUAUGAAACCCGUUUCCCCGAUUCUAAAGAAGAAAUCGAUUUUCCAAUAUUCAUGGCUUAUGCGGUACCCAUUACAGUAGUUGUUAACGUUUUGAUGCUUUAUAUUUCCCUGCAAUUAACUCACAUGGCUCUAUUUCGGCCAAAUAGCAAGACCGGCCAGGAAGUUAAGGCUGCAACUGCAAAUAAGGACUUGCUCCACGGUGUAGUCAAAGAAAAUUAUAAGGCGCUGGGAAAGAUGACGUGUCAUGAAGUUCAGGUCGCAUCCGUGUUCGCAUUAAUGGUUGUCCUGCUCUUCACUGUAAAGCCUGGUUUUAUGACUGGAUGGGGCGAGGCUCUUGAUCUUCAAGCCGUUCAGAGUUCGGCUAUCGUCUUUUUGUCUGUUGUGAUUUUGUUUGCCCUUCCCACUCAGUACACGUUCUUUAAGUAUUGUUGUGGUUCAGCUCCAUUCACUGGCCGUGCCAUGGAUGCCUGCCUCUCAUGGACGUUUAUUCACAAUAAUAUGCCUUGGGGACUCUGUUUCUUGAUUGGUGGUGGAUUUGCUCUUGCAGAAGGAAGUAAGGUCAGUGGCAUGGCCAAAAUGUUGGGCGAGUCUAUGUCAUUCAUUCAAGCGUUUCCAAGAGACGUAGUGAUAGGAGUGACAAUCGUAAUGGGAAUAGCUUGCACCGCUUUCAGCUCGAACGUGGCUGUGUGUAAUAUACUCACACCUGUCUUCUGUGAAAUGGCUUUAGCCGUUAAGAUUCAUCCAUUGCUUCUGACUCUACCAGCAACGCUAGCCAUGAGCUUUGCCUAUCAUCUGCCGGUCAGCACACCUCCCAAUGCGAUUAUCAGUGGUUAUAGUAAUAUCAAAACAAAAUAUAUGGCAGUGGCUGGAAUAUUGCCCACUUUGUGGGGUAUUAUCCUGCCGUGGGUCAACGCUGUGACUUGGGGUAUGGUUGUAUUUCCCGAAAGCAAAAGUUUUCCUGAUUGGGCAAAAGAUGCUUAACUACAAUCAUUUUAUGAAAAUUAUGGGUUGACCAGAAUUGAAUACAAUAUGACAAUAUAACUAAAA